Molecule: messenger RNA, 1781 nt
Organism: Ochotona curzoniae (black-lipped pika)
Lineage: Eukaryota; Metazoa; Chordata; Mammalia; Lagomorpha; Ochotonidae
Gene: ARL11
Product: ADP ribosylation factor like GTPase 11
Exons: 1
Coding region: 674-1222 (182 amino acids)
Biological process (GO): intracellular protein transport; vesicle-mediated transport
Cellular component (GO): cytoplasm
Molecular function (GO): GTP binding; GTPase activity
Source: RefSeq, a predicted model, not a curated record
GGACCGGAAGCUGCCACCAGACGACAGGACGGACACAGGGGCAGCUCGGCUCCCUCAGGUUCAAGCAUUGCUUAAGCUGCAUCAGUGGAGCCUUACAAGGGGCUUGGAAGACAUCAGCAGUGGUUUUGGAUUCAAAGAUGCCAUGUUUGAUGGUUCCAGUUGCACCUCCCCUACGAUAGCACAGCAAUUUGGCCACAUCAGUUAAAGGCCACAGGGCUGGCCUUGCAGUAUGGCCCUGAACUAAGCAUCCCCUCCUCCCUCCAUGGUCUCAGCAUAGCUUCUGUUUCCGGGUUCAAGCUAACUGGACUGGUCAGAGGUCAGAGGCCACGGACCAGCAAGAAUUCAAGCCCUGUUUCUGGGAUUUCCACUGAAUGUGUUCCAUCUACUCUUCCUGCCUCCGGGCUGGAACUAAGGUGAGUGAGCCACAGUCUGUGUCUUCCAGGAGGUCCCAUGCUCACCUUGGAAGGGUCAGCGGCCUAUAACUCACCAUCUCCUCCUUCCUAGCCCUUGUGCAACCUCCAGCUGUGUCUGAAACCUGACCCUGUGUAAAGACUUUCCCUGUUUUGGGGCUGAAGUUCUGCCCUGUGCCCACAUGGAUCUGCGCCCACAACCCCCUAAGAGAAGCUGAUGCACAUUCUCGGCCUUUGUCCCCUAGGGUUUAGUAGGAGCCACCAUGGGCACCGCAAAUUCCAAAAGUCCCAAGGCAGAACCUCAGGUGGUGAUGAUGGGCCUGGACUCAGCAGGCAAGACCACACUCCUGUACAAGCUGAAGGGCCACCAGCAGGUGCAGACCCUUCCCACGGUCGGUUUUAACGUGGAGCCCCUUGAAGCUCCUGGGAACCUGUCAUUGACCCUCUGGGACGUUGGGGGGCAGCCUCAGCUCAGGGCCAGUUGGAAGGACUAUCUGGAAGGCACAGACAUCCUCGUGUAUGUGCUGGACAGCACAGACAAAGCCCGUUUGCCUGAGGCUGUGACUGCCCUCCUGGAAGUCCUGGCCAGCCCCAGCAUGGCCGGCGUCCCCUUGUUGGUGCUGGCCAACAAGCAGGAGGCACCCGAUGCCCUCCCGCUGCUGGAGAUCAGGGACAGGCUGGGCCUGGAGCGACUGCAGGAGCAUCGUUGGGAGCUCCGGGCCUGCAGUGCCCUCACUGGGGAGGGGCUGUCUGAGGCCCUGAAGAGUCUGAGCCGCCUCCUGAAACCCCGCAGUCACCUGUAUCACCUGUGAGGGCCGCAGGGGGCAACACCAAGCCGGAACAGCAAGCUAAACCAAGCAGACCACAGCUCGGCUCACACCAACUGGAAGAACCAGCUCAGUCAUCAGUUCAUCUCCAUGUUCUUGGGACCUCUUCUAAGAAGGUGGUGCUUUCGUUAGAAAGUGAUGGGUGCAUGGUCUGUAUUGUCAUGCGAAUGAUCAAAACCCCCUACUGAGCUCUAAUGAGCACUGAACAGCUCAUUACCAAGUACAAGUAGAGCAGCAGGGGGUGUAGAAAAGAUACCCUUAUUCACACAGGAAGCGGGUUUCUACAUCAGAUUUGCACAGCAUUUGGGCAUGACUACAUUGGUUCAUGAUGAGGGAUUUUCCUCGUAGCCUCAAGACAUGUGUCACUCACCCUGUGAAAUGGAACAGCCAGGACCAACAACAGAGCAAGUAGGUCUGCUCCCAUUGGUCCUGCCUCUAGAAGCUCAAUGCGCUUGGCUCCUGGGCAAGAGGCUGGGAGCCCCUCCAAAAAGACACACUCCCUUCUUCUCUCACCAGGAGAAGCCUUUGUCACCUGCAUUGGUUC